AAUCCUUGACAAGAAUCAUCAAAAUAAUUAUUAUUUACGAAAGGGAAAUCAUGUCUCUUCGUUUUCUGAUCAAGCUGAAGAUUCGGUGGGCAAUUAAUGAUAUUCAGAAGAUCUACUACCCAGUCUUAGCCGCGUUUGGUGUCCCAGUUAACGUGAUUGCAAUAACGAUCCUGGUUUGGGGAAAGUGUGGCCUUUCCAAAUGUGUCACUAAUUACCUGGUGGCCAUGGCAGCAGCGGAUCUAUUGGUCAUUAUCUUCGAUCUGAUACUACGACAAAUUCCUAUUGCGUAUCGGGCAGAGUUUCUUUUCCUGCAUUAUGUUCCCUUGUGCAACAUCCAUGCUGUUAUACUUUAUGCUGCCACAGACUGUUCUGUCUGGUUCACCGUCAUGUUCACCUUUGAUCGGUUUGUGGCCAUAUGCUGCCAAAAGUUGAAAAGUAGACAUUGCACCAAGAAAACAGCGUGUGUGGUUUUAGGAACAGUGACGGUGUUGAGUUGUUUGAAAAACAUUUUCUGGUAUUUCAUGUAUUACCAUCAAUAUUGGCUUUUUAAUGAUCCAUGGUUCUGCAAGGUACCUCAAAAUGUAAUUACUUCAAUUGCCUGGACCAUCGUUGAAUUGAUGCAUUACAUAAUAACGCCAUUAUUUCCAUUUAUUUUGAUUCUACUGUUAAACACUUUGACUGUCAGAAACAUUUUAGUAGCCAACAGAGCUCGGAGGAGACUGCGGGGUCCAACGACUGGGGACAGUCCCAUAGAUCCAGAGAUGGGCAGUCGUAAGAAAUCCAUGAUUAUGUUAUUUAUUAUUUCGGGCAAUUUCAUCGUGUUAUGGGUGAUGUUCAUUGCUUAUUCCAUAUUGAAACGAUUUGAUUGGUUGGGGUAUCCAGUUCCUCUCCCAACAUUCGUGAGAGAGAUUGGCUUCAUGCUCCAGCUCCUGAGUUGCUGCACCAACACCUUCAUUUAUGCAGUUACCCAGAGGAAAUUCAGAGAAGAGUUAAAGAAUGGGAUAAUGCGUCCCUUCACAAAUUUGGUCAAAGUAAUUUGAUGCAACCUCAUGCUCCCAAGUUAUUUGUGAAAUAAUUACAUAAACUGGGUGCACACAGCGAUCAGUGUUGGGGUAUUGUCUGCUCCUGAUUUAUGUAUGUAACUUAGAUUCUAGUGUAGAAGGGAUGAUGAGAAAGUUUGCAGAUGAUACAUUAAAUUGGUGGGUGGUCGAUAGUGCCAAAGAUAGCUGUAGAUUACAGGAGAAUGGAAACGGCUGAUCAGAAGGGCAGAGCUUAGCAAAUGUAAUGCAAUCAGUAUCAGUGUAAGUUUUUUUGAAAAUUCAUUCACGGGACGAGGGCAUCGCUGAACAGGCUGCAUUUAUUGUGCAUCACUAAUUGUCCAGAAGACAGUUCAGAGUCAACCACAUUGCUUUGGUGCUGGAGUCACUUGUAGGGUGAUAGUUUCCUUCCCUAAAGGACAUUAGUGAACCAGAUGGGUUUUCCCUGACAAUUGGCAACAGAUUCAGAGUCAUCAUUAGACUGGGCUUUCCCAGAUAUUAUAUCUGAUUCAAAUUGCACCAUCUGCUCUGGUGGGAUUUGAACCCUGGCCCCCAGAACAUUAUUUGGUCCAAUGAAUUAACAGUCCAGCAGUAAUUCCACUAGGCCAUCACCUCCCCUGCUGAUGUAACUGAAGUGGGUAAAGAAGGCAAGGGGUGGUAUGAUGAACAGUUGGACCUUGGGGAACACAGAGGAUAAGAGGGACCUUGAUGUGCAUAAUCAUUAGCCCCUUAUCAUGUCAGGGCAGGUGAAUAAAUUAGCUGUGAAGACACAUUUUUUACUUGCCAUUCACAUUCUUGAUUUCGAGAUUAAUAGCAGGCAUGUGAUGCCGGACCUGAGUUCAACACUGCUACACCCUCAGCCUGAGCAUGGUGUGCUGUUCUGGAAUCAUAUUUCAGGAACGAUGGGUUAACACUGGAGAAGGUGCAGAGGAGAUUCACCAGGAUGAAACCUGGGCUGGACUCCUUCAGCCAUCAGGGGAUUUUGAACAAGUUUUGGAGUUGUUUUCCUUUGAGCAGGGGAGAUUGUGAGGGGGACAUAAGUGAAAUGUAUCAAAUUAUAAAGGGUAUGUGUACAAUAGACUGCACGAAAGGUUUUCUCCUUGAUGGAGCUGUCAAUGACCAGUCACAUUGAUUUAUGUUAAUGAGCAGCAGGUUUACAGGAGACGUGAGUAAAAACUUUUCACCCAGUGUUUGGUGGGAAUCUGACGCUCGCGGUCUGUAGGUUUUCUGGGCACAGAAACCCAUAUAAUAUUUAAGAAGUAUUUCAGAAAU
Stegostoma tigrinum is the source of this 2309-nucleotide messenger RNA. Its product is annotated as probable G-protein coupled receptor 139. Lineage: Eukaryota; Metazoa; Chordata; Chondrichthyes; Orectolobiformes; Stegostomatidae. Gene Ontology annotation, cellular component: membrane. Gene Ontology annotation, biological process: G protein-coupled receptor signaling pathway. The record is from RefSeq and is a predicted model, not a curated record. The transcript is spliced from 2 exons. Gene Ontology annotation, molecular function: G protein-coupled receptor activity. The coding region runs from base 51 to 1040 and encodes 329 amino acids.